Pocillopora verrucosa is the source of this 3739-nucleotide messenger RNA. RefSeq names its product fibrillin-1-like. Gene Ontology annotation, molecular function: calcium ion binding. The record is from RefSeq and is a predicted model, not a curated record. NCBI's taxonomy places the organism in Eukaryota, Metazoa, Cnidaria, Anthozoa, Scleractinia, Pocilloporidae.
AAAAAAAUUUUCGGUAAAAUUCCCAGUAUGAUACGAAAUUGUUUAUAUCGGUCAGCUCAAUAACCAAUGAGAGGUUAAUACGUAGUAGCAUUAGGGGGUUCCCCCGGCAGAUUUCUGAGAAACCGAAAGAGCAAAAAUAUUCUGAGGUCGUAAUUCACAUUUGGAUAGCGAAACUCGUACGUUCGACUCCCUUUUGAAUAUUUCCUUGGAGAUAAUAGUACAUCAUAUUAGUAAAUUAUUAGGGGCAAAAGUAGACUCAUCAAGGGAAAGAAGCGAAGCAUUAGGGCUUCUUCUUAACAGCCAUGAACGGAUCGACCAAGUCGAAAUGGAUGACAGGACUUGUGAUUCUGUUGAUCGCGAUUGCUUGUAUUGUUGUGGUAUUUGAACUGAUAUCAUUGCAUAAAAGAUCUCUCGAAGAUAAAGAUGCACCAACACUAGCGACAAGUUUUAACUGCCGUCAAAAGCCAUUUUGUGAUGGAAACGCUACAUGCAAAACAAAUCCGAAAGAUAAGACUCAUUUCAACUGUGUUUGUAAUAAUGGCUUCCAAGGAGAUGGAUUCUCGUGUAAGGACGUUGAUGAAUGUAAAAGAAAUUCUGCCACAUGCAGUCAGCAUGCGUUUUGUGUAAAUUCCAUCGGCUCGCACGAUUGCCGCUGUUUGACAGGAUUCCAAGGUAACGGUUACUCCUGCGAGGAUAUCGAUGAGUGUCAGAGCAAAAUGCACAGCUGUAGCGACCAUGCAGUGUGUGACAACACUGUAGGUUCCUAUAAAUGCAGUUGUUUCGACGGAUUUGCGGGCAACGGACGGUCUUGUUACGACAUUAAUGAAUGCAAAACUAAUGUUCACAACUGUAGUGUUCAUGCAUCAUGUAAUAACACUGUCGGCUCCUACAUGUGCAGUUGUCUGGAGGGAUUCCAAGGUGAUGGACAGUCUUGUCAUGACAUCGAUGAAUGCAAUACUAACAGACACGCUUGUAGUGUUCAUGCAUCCUGUAAUAACACUCAAGGCUCCUACAUGUGCAGUUGUCUGGAAGGAUUCCAAGGUGAUGGAAGGUCUUGUCAUGAUAUCGAUGAAUGCAAGAGUAACACACACGCCUGUAGCGGUUAUGCAUCCUGCAAUAACACUGUCGGCUCCUACAAGUGCAGUUGUCUGGAAGGAUUCCAAGGUGAUGGACGGUCUUGUCAUGAUAUUGAUGAAUGUAAGACUAACUCACACUCCUGUAGUGUUCAUGCAUCCUGCAAUAACACUGUCGGCUCCUACAAGUGCAACUGUCUUCAAGGAUUCCAAGGUGAUGGACGGUCUUGUCAUGACAUCGAUGAAUGUAAGACUAACACACACGAUUGUAGUGUUUAUGCAUCCUGUAAUAACACUCAAGGCUCCUACACGUGCAAUUGUCUGGAAGGAUUCCAAGGUGAUGGACGGUCUUGUAAUGAUAUUGAUGAAUGCAAGAGUAACACACACACCUGUAGUGUUCACGCAUCCUGCAAUAACACUGUUGGCUCCUACAAGUGCAGUUGUCUGGAAGGAUUCCAAGGUGAUGGAAGGUCUUGUCAUGAUAUCGAUGAAUGCAAGAGUAACACACACGCCUGUAGCGUUUAUGCAUCCUGCAAUAACACUGUCGGCUCCUACAAGUGCAGUUGUCUGGAAGGAUUCCAAGGUGAUGGACGGUCUUGUCAUGAUAUUGAUGAAUGUAAGACUAACUCACACGCCUGUAGUGUUCAUGCAUCCUGCAAUAACACUGUCGGCUCCUACAUGUGCAGUUGCCUGGAAGGAUUCCAAGGUGAUGGACGGUCUUGUCUUGACAUUAAUGAGUGCAGUACCAAUAAACACAACUGUAGUGUUUAUGCAUCCUGCAAUAACACUGUCGGCUCUUACAAUUGUACGUGUCACAAAGGAUUCAUGGGGGAUGGACAAUCCUGUCAUGAUAUUAAUGAAUGCCAUACCGAUAAACACAAGUGUAGUGAUCAUGCAUUUUGCAAUAACACUAUCGGCUCUUACGAGUGCAUUUGUCGACGGGGAUUCGUAGGGGACGGACUGUCGUGUGAUGACAUUGACGAAUGUGGCGAUGGAACUCACAAGUGUGAUAGAAAUGCAGAAUGCAAAAACAUAAUAGGCUCUCAUGAAUGCGUGUGUCGUUCUGGGUUUUCCGGCGAUGGUUAUGUGUGUCAAGAUGUUGAUGAAUGCAGCGACGGAAGUCAUCUUUGUAGCCCUCACUCCAAGUGUGUAAACAUCCCAGGGUCGCACAGCUGCAUAUGUAACAACGGCUAUCGUGGAAAUGGACAGUCAUGCAACGAUAUCAACGAGUGCAAGGAAGGGACAGCCCAAUGCAGUUCGAAAGCAAGUUGCAUGAACACGCCUGGUUCUUUCAGCUGUAAAUGUAUUACGGGAUACCGAGGCGACGGGAAAAUUUGCCACGAUGAAGACGAGUGCAGUAGUGGUUGGCCUUGUGCCAGGAAUGCAGAUUGCAGAAACACUGAUGGCUCUUAUACAUGCAGUUGCAAUUCUGGCUUCCAUGGUGAUGGUUUUUCGUGUUUUGAUGUGGAUGAGUGCAAAGAGGGUAACCAUGGUUGUCACGCAAAAGCUCAAUGCAUGAAUAACUGGGGAUCAUACAGUUGUUCCUGUAACAAAGGAUAUCAUGGAAAUGGCAGGCAGUGUAAGGCUUCUUCUGCUGGACGGCCCCACCCACUCAUUGGAAUUUUUCUAUUUGGCACUUUCAUCGCUUUUAUGUUAUUAUUACUUUGUUAGUAGAAGAAAUAAGUUGUUGCAUGGAAGUUGAUGCAUGGGAGUUGAUGCAUGGAAGCUACCUACAGUUUCCUUCAACACCAUCCCAUAAAGGGUUUGUAAUGCAUUUCAGCAUGCUGACCUUGAAAAUAAUAACUUGGUCCUUAAUCCUUUGUUUCUAAACGUUUCCAAAUACAAUGACAGUAAAGUUAAAGAAGAUUUAAAUAUUCAUUGAAAAUUAAUAUAAUUAGCUUGUAUGUAUUAACAAUACAUACAAUGUAGAACAUGGGUAAAUUACAAUAACAAUAAUGGGCAGGCAAUCAUAACAGUGAUAGCCAAUUACUGUGGUCCCAGAAGUAUUAAAAUAGUAAAACGAUAAUUGAUAAUUAAGAACAGCAUGGAGUUGUUUUCAGGCUGCCAUAUGAAUUAAAUAUUGCACAGGUAGUUUUAUGAGUCCUGGCAUUGUCAAUGUCAUAGAUCUCUUGGAGUGCAGUUGAAUAAUAACAUAUCAAAGCAUGUUUGAAGUCAUUUACAUUGUUAAUACUUAGAUAAGCUUGCCUGAAAGUGUGUUCCACAUUCUUAUUAUUUGUACAAUAAAUGACUGUAGAAAGGUUGAAGUCUUGCAUUUAGGUUCAGAGUAUUUGGUAACAGCUGUAUUGGCAGAUGAUCAUGUGUGUCUUUUAGAAUGAGCAAUAGGAACAAUUGUAGGGUCUAUAUCCACCAGACCAUGGGUAAUCUUAAAGAACAGUUAAAUAUCUAAGUACUCAUGCCAGUACCUGAUAGGUAGUAAGGAAAGGGUUUUUAGCCAUUGUUCAUAACUCUGACUGCACGAGAAUGGUAGUGUCAAGAUAUAUUUUGUAGCCUGUCUCUGUAUCUUUUCUAGAUUUGAGAUAAGAUAAAUAGAUUGUGGUACCCAAACUUGUGUAGAAUAGCCCAGAUGUGGUCUAAUGAUAGUUAAAUAGAUUGAUCUUCUACAUUUUGUAUAAAUUAAGCCAAUAAAACUGUUAGUUUCUAACUUA